AGUUUCCUUAGAUGGGCGGAUUUGUAUCGCCUUGACGUUGUUGUUGUGGGAGUAAGAAUGUACUUAGUCGUCAAGUCUUUAAAAGACUAAAAGCAAGACGUUUCUUUGAUAUUUACAUAACACAACAAUAGCACACAACCCCAGAGGAAGUAUUUUCUGCGAACGAAAAGCCAAGAGUGGGAGGAAAUGAGAGAGAAAUUCAGCGAGGCCGCUCGAGGUGUGGCCCAAACUGUGCUGUUGCUGUGAGGGAGAAGUGCUCUCCUGUUUUUUCUCUCUCCUGAUGCCCCCUUCUGCACUGUAAAUUCAUGAUCACAUGACUUUGGAUAUGGACGCAGUCCUGUCCGACUUUGUCCGUUCUACUGGAGCUGAACCCGGACUGGCCAGAGACCUGCUGGAGGGAAAGAAUUGGGACCUGUCAGCUGCACUGAGUGACUUUGAGCAGCUGAGACAAGUGCACGCUGGGAGCCUCUCAUGCAGCUUUGUUGAGGAGAGCGAGUACCCCUCCAUUGAGAAGGAGAUGGCACGGACGGGGCGGCCCCUCUUGCAUCGACAAGAUGAGGUUGUGCAAGCAGCCACAGAGAAGAGACUGUCGAGGGGAAUCUCUCACGCCAGCUCCACCAUCGUCUCUCUGGCCCGAUCCCACGUGUCCAGUACAGGAGGAACCAACGAGCAGCUCCUGGAUACCCCGCUCUGCACCUUCCAGUUGCCGGACCUCACCGUCUACAGAGACGACUUCCGCGGCUUCAUCGAGAGAGACCUCAUUGAGCAGUCUAUGAUGGUGGCGCUGGAGCAAGCUGGUCGGUUGAACUGGUGGACUCGUUUGGGGACUGGCUGUCAAAGUUUAUUACCUCUAGCAACAAGUGGUGAUGGGAAUUGCCUGUUACACGCAGCCUCUCUGGGAAUGUGGGGCUUCCAUGAUCGAGACCUGAUGCUGCGGAAAUCUCUCUAUGCACUGAUGGAUCAUGGGCAGGAAAGGGAAGCUUUAAAGCGAAGGUGGAGAUGGCAGCAAACCAUGCAGAACAAAGAGUCGGGGCUGGUUUACACAGAGGAAGAGUGGCAGAAAGAGUGGAACGAGUUGUUAAAACUGGCAUCUAGUGAACCCAGGAUACACUACAGCACCAAUGGCAGCAACGGUGCCGAGUCGCAGGAGGAGCCGGUGUAUGAGAGCCUGGAGGAGUUUCAUGUGUUCGUUCUUGCUCACGUGCUCCGCAGGCCCAUAGUGGUGGUUGCUGACACCAUGCUGCGGGACUCUGGGGGAGAAGCUUUUGCACCAAUUCCUUUCGGAGGGAUUUAUCUGCCUUUGGAAGUACCAGCCAACAAGUGUCACCGCUCCCCUUUGGUUUUGGCAUAUGACCAGGCCCAUUUCUCUGCCCUGGUCUCAAUGGAGCAGAAGGACAGUUCCAAAGAACAAGUGGUGAUCCCUCUGACAGAUUCAGAUCAUAAGAUGCUGCCUUUGCACUUUGCUGUGGAUCCUGGGGCAGACUGGGAAUGGGGCAAAGAUGACAAUGACAAUGUGAUGCUAGCAAGUGUAACCUUAUCUCUGGAGGCCAAGCUCCAUCUGCUGCAUUGCUACAUGACUGUCACCUGGCUUCCUCUGCCCUGUGAGGUACAGCAGGCCCCACUGGCACAGCCAGAGUCACCAACAGCAUCUGCAGGAGAGGAUGCCCGCACCCCACCUGACUCUGGAGAAUCCGAUAAGGAGUCCGUUAGUAGCAGUUCCAAUGGAAACGGUGACAGCAGUACUACUGGAACUAGUGGGACAACAGGCAAAACCAGUGGUGGAUCUUCCAGCUCCUCAAGCUCAUCCAGCAACAGUUCAGGAGGAACCACCGGCACAAUUGGAAAGGAGAAGGGGAAGAAAGAUAAAGAAAAGGAUAAGGACAAGAAGCGUGCAGACUCUGUUGCCAACAAACUGGGAAGCUUUGGCAAGAGCCUGGGCAGUAAGCUGAAGAAGAAUGUUGGGGGCCUAAUGCCAGGGAAGAAUGCAAGUGGAACUGGAGGCAAACAAGAGGGUCAGGAGAAGAAGAAAGGCUCUCUUAGAGGCCGUAAGGGGAGUAAGGACAGCUCUCCUUCCAUUCAAACUGGCUCCGAGGACUCUGGGAAAGGCUCACCCUCCUCAACCAGCGAGCGGCAAAACGGAGGCUACUCUUCGGAAAGUGACCCUUUCAAAUACAGCUCGGAUGUGAAAGUGAGUCUUAGCAUCCUUCGAUCUGCUAUGCAAGGUGAAAGGAAGUAUAUCUUCUCUGCGCUCCUUACCACCAGCAACCGGCAGCCGUUCCAGGAAGAAAUGAUUCAGCGCUACCUGGUUGAUGCAGAGGAACGCUUUCAUGCAGAACAGGAACAGAGAAGGGAAGCGGAACGGAAAGCAGCAGGAGGUCUUGCGCCGACUGCUGGACCCCAGAUGAAGAAGGACGCACCUGAGCUAAGCUACAGAGGUUUUGGAAGCAAAGAGGAAGUUACCGACAGCUCGCCUCCGAAUUUUAAUGCGUUGAAAUCGUCCUCUUUCAGUCCUGUGAUUUACUCUGGUGUGGUCCCAAUCCCGAGGCACACCUUUAUUGACCAUUCUCCUACCCCAAUGACACAGCAUCUCCAUAUGCAUCAUGGUUAUAUGGAUACACGACGGCAGCUGGCAGGAGGAUCACCAUCGUCUUACCCAGGUCUGCCUCCUUAUGCUACUCUCCCCAGACAUUGCCCUCUAGCACAGGGCCCGCCUCAUGCCCAGUACCACCCGCCCUCGUCCAGCUUGGGAAGCCCAUCCCGUAUCAUCACCCCCUGCCUGACGUCUUUUCCGCAAGAGCAUGACCCAAUUGAUUAUCCAAGCGAACCCAGCGGAACCUACACAAACGGCUUGCGGGACUUGCGCUCUACUUUGGACAGUCGAAACGGGCCGAUGCCCGUGAGGCAUUACUCCUUAGGCAGUGCGGGUGGCCUGGCCAACUUGCAGUCCAGCAAAUGCCGAACGCCUACGUGCAAUUACUAUGGCCACCCGGAGACGGGCAACUACUGCUCGUACUGCUACAGAGAGGAACUGAAGAGACGGGAAACAGAGCCAGCCAUCCACAGGUUUUGAAUGGACAAUCGUUGGCCUGUUCCUCUCAUAAUGGACUCAUUGGAGCACGCCGUGUGAGCCACAUCAUAUCCUGUUUGUGUGGAUCUUGCUUUAAAACAUUAGAUCGGCCUUUCUGAACCAGGUUAUUAAGACUCAGUGUCCACAAACAAUGGCCAUUGUGGAUAUGGGACUGCUGUUGUGUUACAUUUGCUGUGGCUCAUAGGCAGGAGCUUUAAGCUCCUCCCACAUUAGCUUGAUGUGGUCAUACUCUUACCUGUCUCUUUGUCUCCUCCUUGUGGUGAGAAAGUAGAGUACAGGCAAUAAACCAUGGAGCUCAACAUACGUCACACAAACACGCCGCAUACCCUAAAAUACACAUUAAGCACAACCAGAAAAUGCGUAUUUAUAUCAGCUGCAUUUGUAUACAUAAUAAUAGACAUUUCAUGUAGGAUUUCAGCUGCAAUUCAUGUAGGACUUGCCAUAUAGCGAGUGUAAGGCAACGACACACUGUUAACUUCAAGUGAGUGUUAUCCACAUUAGUCCAACGCUACAGUACUUUAACUUGCACCCUUUUGAAGCCAUACCUGGUUGGCUUAAAUGAGCUAAUAUGGUGCUUUUAUUGCUUGUUCAACUGACGGAGCUAAACCUCAACAGGCAAAGGUUUCGCUUCAGGUCUUCACAUGACCAUAUUAAAAGUUACAAUUGUUUAUGUUCUAUCAAGUGUUUCUAGAGCAUCUAAAACCUUUAAAUUCAGUCAAGUGCAUGUCCCCGUUUUAGGAAGAACAAAUCUGAUGUAAAUUUUAUUUUGGAAAUGGUACAUCAUGCUGAAGUGUUAUGUGGGUUAAUAAAUUAGUAGUAGGUACUUGCAGGUCAAAGGGGGAUGAUGCUGAAAACCGAUUCUGACUUUUUCAAAUGUUACUGCUGCACCAGUUUCAAUGGUGUUCCUUUAUGAUAUUGGGGUUAAGGCGUCAGCAUCCCUCAAGUUCACUGGACAUAAUAAUAUCCAUAGAUGCAUUUUCUCCCCCAGAACAGUCGCUGCACCUAAUCAAGCACUUUUUCUAUUGUUCAGAGGUUGCGCGUAUGGAUUUUUGAGAUGAAAUGGACUGUUAUGUUGCUGUGCUUCUAUUCUGCCACUUUGCUCCGUUUUAGAGGCAGAGCUUGCAGUUCCACUCGAAUGGACUGCGGAGGUCAGGGUUCGGCUGUAGAUGCCACUGUGUUGUGCGCAAGUUCACUUGUUUCCUAGUUGCCUUUUCAGUCUUAGUUCAGUCCUCCUGCCGGGGGGGCUGUUGAACUGAAUUUCCAUUUUGUUUGGUUUUUUUGAUUGAUAGUGCUGAUUAUAGUGGUGUUGUUGACAUUUACGGACGUAGAGGGAUGCUAGCAGAUCUCUCAAUAUCUGGAUUAUUAUACGAUGCACUGCGCGUCGAGAUUUUAUGACAAACUUGUGCUUUCAAAAUCCUUUUACUGUUAACAGACAAUAAAGCCAGCUAGAUGUUUAAGUCA
Molecule: messenger RNA, 4549 nt
Organism: Danio aesculapii
Lineage: Eukaryota; Metazoa; Chordata; Actinopteri; Cypriniformes; Danionidae
Gene: otud7b
Product: OTU deubiquitinase 7B
Exons: 12
Coding region: 314-3070 (918 amino acids)
Biological process (GO): protein K11-linked deubiquitination; protein K63-linked deubiquitination; protein deubiquitination involved in ubiquitin-dependent protein catabolic process
Cellular component (GO): cytoplasm; nucleus
Molecular function (GO): zinc ion binding; DNA binding; K63-linked polyubiquitin modification-dependent protein binding
Source: RefSeq, a predicted model, not a curated record